This is a messenger RNA of Laetiporus sulphureus 93-53, 2078 nucleotides long. Its product is annotated as MFS general substrate transporter. The record is from RefSeq and is a predicted model, not a curated record. Lineage: Eukaryota; Fungi; Basidiomycota; Agaricomycetes; Polyporales; Laetiporaceae. Gene Ontology annotation, biological process: transmembrane transport. Gene Ontology annotation, cellular component: membrane. Gene Ontology annotation, molecular function: transmembrane transporter activity. The transcript has 26 exons. Bases 431 to 1951 code for a protein of 506 amino acids.
GCCCAGUCAUUGACCGCUGACGCCUGCGGACUAGGCUGAAAAGGUAACCUGACAGUCGCGGGAUCGCACCGUAGCAUCAUCCCAUCAGUGAAUGUUGCUAUUCGGAGCCGUGCGGCCGCCCGGCUCACUUCAUUUAACAUUCCUCUGGCGUGCUCAGGUCUUCUUGCUCCCGUGACUACCACGAUGACCGUUCCUGUGUGCGGGGAGCUGCGGAUUCCAGGAACAGAGAGACGUCACCUUAUAUUCGUGGUCUAGCUCGCCGUUUCUUCCGUAUCUCUGCGAUGGUGACAUUGCAACUCGAAAUGGCCCUCCGUCGCGUUUUGGGCCAAUGAUUGAUCCCGCGCUUCAUAAGAUAUGUGCACGAUAGCAAUGGAGCUCAGUCGCGCCCGCUUGGUCGUCCUCCUCCGUCGUGUCUCCCAGUCCAGCCGAGAUGGUCGCCGACAUCAAGAGAGCUGAGCCUCGGGGACUGAAGCACCUCAUAUGGGACACAUGGGAGAAGCCUCCCGAAGAAAGGCGAUUCCUUGCUAGGCUUGACGCGUGCCUGCUGACCUAUGCGGCGCUGUCGUACUUCAGCAAGUACCUCGAUCAGCAGAACAUCACGAAUGCAUAUGUGUCAGGGAUGAAAGAAGAACUCGGCUUACAUGGCAAUGAGCUCAACUACAUCACCACCGCUUGGACAUGCGGAUAUGUGAUCGGCCAAAUCCCCUCCAACAUCCUGAUCACAAGAAUCCGUCCAUCGAUAUGGAUCCCCGUGAUGGAGGUGAUCUGGAGUGUCUUGACGAUGACCUUAGCCUCCGCCAAGAACUUUACCCACCUGGUUGUUAUUCGCUUCUUUGUCGGUCUCGCGGAGUCCACAUUCUAUCCCUCUAUGCAAUAUGUAGUCGGGAGCUGGUAUAAGCCUGACGAGCUCGGAAAGCGGGCGUGCAUCUUCCAUACUGCCAGCGCGAUCGGUCCGAUGAUUAGCGGGUUUCUUCAAACGGGCGCCUACGACGGCCUCAAUGGCAGAUUUGGUCUUGCGGGCUGGAAGUGGCUGUUCAUUAUUGACGGGAUCAUUACCAUCCCUAUCGCUCUUUUCGGUUUUAUCGUAAUGCCUGACUUGCCUUCCAACACGUCGCCGUCAUUCAUCUAUUCGAAGGAGCAAAUAGAAUUAGCGCAACGCAGAAUGGAGGAAGUUGGCAGAAGGCCACCGGCUCGCUUCACGAAGCGCAAGGUGCUGGGGUUUUUCAAGACGUGGCAUCUCUAUUUGCUGACUCUUCUAUAUAUCCUGUUCAACAACGGUGGCAAUCCGUCAUCCUCGAUGAUAUUCUGGCUCAAGAGUUUCAACACGUCUGAACGUACUGUCUACACUAUCGCCCAAAUCAAUACGUAUCCGUUGCCGAUAUAUGGCGUGCAGGUCGUGACAACUCUCGCCUGGGCCUGGUGGUCGGAUGCUGUCAGAGCGAGGUGGCCGCCGAUGGUCGUGGCAGGUUUAUGGAACAUGGUGGUGUGCAUCGUGCUCGCCGCUAGUCCUGUGUAUCAGCACAUCACAAGGCGAUGGGUUUUCUACUACAUGACGUUGGUAACUGGGGGCCUGUCUGGCCUGAUCCUAUCGUGGGCGAACGAGCUCACCGGGCAUGACAGCGAGAAACGCGCAUUCGUGGUUGCUUGCUGCAAUACCUUUGCCUACGUCGUGCAGACGUGGUUCCCAACCGUGCUGUUUCCUCAGGUGGAACAACCACGUGUGCUGAAAGGUAACAUCGCCACAGCUUGCGUGAACUUCGCUAUGGUCUGCACCGCUCUCCUCGUCCUCUUCCUAUCACGCCGCGACGCAAAACGGGCCGCAGCGCGGGAAAUACAAAGCGAAACCGAUGAUGGGAAGGAAGACGACGAGAACGUCAAGAUCGACAAAGUUGAUGAUCCGGGGGUGGAGGUGGAAGAACUAGAAUCUGGAGCCGUGGCAAGAAACCUAUAGACUGUCAUUAACACAUCUUUUAUAUCGAGUAGCUCGAAUGGCUGGUGCAUACAGAUGGAAAGCGACCAAGGGAGAUGUAUGACCUUGUUCGCUUGUACGUUCGUCGUUAAACAUCGGUGAACAAGCU